Stegostoma tigrinum is the source of this 6350-nucleotide messenger RNA. RefSeq names its product centrosomal protein 97 (gene cep97). The record is from RefSeq and is a predicted model, not a curated record. Gene Ontology annotation, molecular function: protein binding. The transcript is spliced from 11 exons. NCBI's taxonomy places the organism in Eukaryota, Metazoa, Chordata, Chondrichthyes, Orectolobiformes, Stegostomatidae. The coding region runs from base 173 to 2749 and encodes 858 amino acids.
AGAAAUAUAAAACAAAUCGCGGCUGCAAAAUUAAAACGUAUAUGUUUGGAGGAAACAGUUUAAACGAAUUUGAUUGUUUCUCGAAAAAAGGGUGGCGUGUUAUUGAGCCCUCACGGAAGCCAAUCAGCGAGCGGAGUGGUUGCUUGGCGUUAAGCACGCGGGAAGUUGCUGCAUGAUGGCGGUUCAGGGCGGAGAGGUUCCUGACAUGAUGGUUAAUACAGAUGAGAGUCGAGUAGUCGAUUUAUCAGGAUUGGGAUUGCAGCAUUUGGAUACAGUUGCUCUGUGCCUGACAAGUACCUUGAUUCUGGACAAGAACCAUCUGACUAAACUGGAAAAUGUGGAGAAAUGUGGAGAUUUAGUACAAUUGUCUGUAGCCAACAAUCGCCUCGUCCGUAUGGUCGGUGUAGCAAAGCUUGUUAAUUUGCGGGUCUUAAACUUGCCUAACAACAGUAUUGGAAAUGUGGAAGGCCUGAAGGACUUGGUUCAUCUAGAGUGGCUCAACUUAGCUGGAAACAAUAUUAAGUCUAUGGAACCAGUUAAUAACUGCUUGGCACUUCGACAUUUAGAUUUGUCAGACAACAAUAUUUCCCUGAUAGGUGACCUAUCAAAACUCCUGUCUCUGCAGAUACUGCUGUUGCAUGGAAAUACUAUCACCACACUUCGAUCUGCUUCCAGUCAUCUGCCACCAGACUUGACCAUCCUUUCUCUAGCUGAAAAUGAGAUCAGAGAUCUCAAUGAGGUUUCUUAUCUUGGAUUCCUUCGUGAGUUGGAACAGCUGUCAAUCAUGAGCAAUCCAUGUGUAAUGGCUACCCCCUCCCUCCCUGGAUUUGACUAUAGACCAUACAUAGUCUGUUGGUGUUUAACCCUGCGGAUUCUAGAUGGUUAUGUAAUCUCACAGAAAGAGAGCCUCAAAGCAGAGUGGCUUUACAGUCAAGGGAAAGGCCGAUCAUUUCGACCUGGUCAGCAUGUGCAGCUGGUCCAAUAUUUGGCCUCAGUUUGUCCUCUCACUUCAACUCCAGCACUGCAAUCUGCAGAGGAUGCUAAACUUGAAAAAAUCCUAAGUAAACAGAGGCUUCACCAAAUGGAGCUCCUGGAGAAGCUUCAGAGUAGCAGCCAUGUUUCACAGUCAAGUCCAACCCGAAAAUUGUCAUUUCAAAGUGAAAGCAACAGCCCAACUCAAAGUUGCAAUGCCCAUAAUGUACAAGAACAUGUAAUUCGAAUUAACGCAUGGGUUGGUGCAAGUGACCUUGGAGACCAAUGUCAAACUGUCGAGCAGUUCUCAUCAAGACAGACUGUAGGGUCUUGUCAGAGUGAGCUCUUAUUGGAGGAUAUCCAGACUGAUGAGGACAAGCUUAAUUGCAGUCUUCUCUCUUCAGAAUCUACAUUUAUGCCUGUAACCAAUGCAAUGUCUCCUCUUUCACCUUCCAGCGAUCAAAGGCUUCCUGGACGUAUUCUAGCUGUAGAAGCUGAUGUGUCAUCGUUGCAUUUGGAAACUGGGGAUAUGCAUGAGGAUAGUGAUGAUCAAAAAUAUCAGAGGGCUGCAAGAAGAACAGAAAACUAUGUAGGAUGGGUGGAAAAAGCCAUUUCCAAAAGUGAAGAAGAGAAUGACAGCAAAUUGUUCCAUGUAUCCAGUCCAAUGAAAUCAUGUGUAAAUGUUAGUACAAGUGUAAACAACUGCUUGGAGUCAGCUGCAUUAUCAAAAGAGCACAGUUUGCUGGACAACAGAUUGCCCAAAUGCCCAUCAGUGGAAGUUGACCAGAAGAUGAUAGGAGAAGACUCAAAGCCAGAUAAGUCUGGCUCAUCUGAAAGAGUUGAGCCAAACCCAGAAUUUCUAAAUCAAAUUAAUAAAGCAGCCGUAAAGAUUCAAGCACUCUGGCGAGGAUUCUAUACCAGGAACUGUGAUAAAAAGGCAAAGGAAAUACGUUGUGAAAUCCGGCUGCGUAGGAUGCAACAACAUAUACAAUACUUAACUGAAGAAGUAAUCAGAUGGAGAAAAGAAUGUGAAGAAGAACGUAUGCAAAGGAUGGUGCAAGAAGAAGCUGUAAGGUUUUUAUGGAACCAGGUUCGGAGCCUCCAAGAAUGGCAAAUAUGCAUGACUCAGAAGCAGAAUGGAGCAUUGCAGCCCCAUGCUAAAGAAUCCGUUUCCCCACAGCAUACGUUUAUUCAUUCAUUUGAAGGCACACCACAGUCCUUUCUCUUGAAUGACCACCCGAAUCCUACUUCUGGACAAGAUACUCACUUGGGAUGUUCGUUGCAAGAAUUUCCUGAUUCUGGCUUUCAGUCCUCAGCCAUCACCCGUAAUUGUCUCCAAGAUUCCUUGAAUUCUCGUCGGAGUUCUUCAACAGGGAGCACAAACACAGUUGUAGAAGUCCCCUGCGUUGUUACAAAAGAUUACGAGUGUUUGACUGAGGAGUUCAAGGAGCCAGAAACCCUAGAUUCCAGCCGCACACCCAGUAGUAAAGAAAACUCGGAUAACAGUGAGCAGGACAGCAGUCUUAUACAGCAGUAUCUUAAUUCAUUAAGGCAACUGGAUGCCGAAGAUGAUGAACCAAAUUUUAGCAGGAGGACAGAAUGCAGUUCACAAGAAUGUGGUACUGUGAACAAUGUUCAUGAAUCCCUUUGUGGUGCUCAAAUUCAAAUGUCUGGUGAUUGUAAUACCAAGUUUCCAGAAGUGGCUGUCAUUGAAACUGACAUUGUGGACUGUAUAGAUGUACAAGGAAAAAUUCAUGAACUAAUCCCAAAGCAUUGAGUAGAUGCCAAUAACUAGUUAACUAUUCAGUUAAGAACAGUGCUGAUAAGGUCAUUUUUUUUUGACAAUAUGCAUAUUAACGUGAAAGCAAUAUAUGAAGACAUAGAAAUAUUCACGCUGAAAAAUACUCCAUUCAGAAAUGAAAUAUUACUGUGAUAGUUACAGUUUAUUUCUUUCAAAAGCUCUUAGAAUGUGAUUUACAUAAAAUAUUAACAAUUAAUUAUUUAGAUUUUCUUGUCAACAUUCCAGAGCAAUGAUUUUCAGCCUACAAUCUUAAAAUUUUUUGAAUGGUUUUUAUUUUCUGAAGAAUAACACUUACUCUCUUCCGUCAGUGUACUGAGACAUUCACAAUUCCUGGUUCAAAAUCUACACAUCUCUGCACACCACCUGUUGGCAUGAUAGCAUGUCCAAGAUUAUUCCAUUCCUGUAUGACAUAUGAUAGUGGCGAAUUUGCAUACCACACUGGCAAAACUUAUGUAGCAGCAAUCUAGAAUGUCAUCAAUUUGCUAACUUGUUUCUGUUAGUCGUCUUUAUUGAUGGAAAUAUGUUCUUCACCAUUGCAACAAUGUUAUUUAUGGUGCGAGGUGAUGCUCAUGACGGACUGAUUUAGCACUACUCUGCCAAGAAGAGAUUAUGUUAUUGUAGUUUUGACAGAUUUCUGCAACCAUAAUUUCUCUCACAUUCUAAUUUACACUGUUAGUAGACCUGUUUUUGUAUCCCAAGGAUUCUAAUUCUUGAACCGUUGAUAGACAACCUAUAAUCAGCUAAUCAAAAGCUAAAAUAAUAUAUAAGUAGCUAUAAUGGAGUUUUCUUUUAAAUAUGAAACCGCAAGCAGUUAAUUGUGUAUUUGGUAAGUGUGCAUUUCUUUACUAUUGUGGAAUAAUUUAUUUGCCUGUCCUUGGGAGAGAGUAAACUUUAUUGGGCCUGCAAACCAAACAUUAAUGAAGUUGACUAAAUACAUUGCAGAUAUGGUUCUGAAUUGAAAACCAUUCGAUUUCGAAUUGUACUAAAAGCUAAUGUGAGACAUUACAAUAGAAUUCAGCAUUUCUUUAACCAGCUCAUUGCGCAUGACCAUUAUUCCUUAAUCUUCCAUGUGUCUGUGAGCAUCCAGUGAAGACAAAACCAAGCUGAACUGUGAUGUCAAGUAAUUAACCAAACUGUUGUUACCUAGCAUCACAUAUAAAAUUAACUUUGACUUGUCAAAGCCUGCAAAAUAUAUCUUGUAUUGUAUUGUGUUAUGCUGUCAGUGAUAACAUUAUGAGCAAUUAACUUACUGGAGAACUACUUCUGUGAAAUUAUAACAAAAAUGAAAACAAAACAGGUUGCUAUGCCUGUACUAUUCUAUCUUAUGUGUAACCAUGUGGUUCGGAGCAAUUCCUUUGAACUUCAUUGUACAUUUAGAUGUGUGGCAUGGAAUGGGCUACUGAUCUGAGGUUUAUUUGCAGCUGAACUUGUAUAUAGAGACUAAAGCUGAAGAAAAUGUUACUAACACUGGAAAAAGUUACAUCCCUUAUAUGAGUGAUUUAUUGUGUCAUUUUAUGUAAUGAAUAUAUGAAUGCUUAUAUUUGGAUUAUUGAUAUUAUGCAUGAAACAUAUCCUCGAUACUUCGAAGUAGUUUCUAGUGAAAGUUAUGACAAAUAAUAACUAACCACUAAGAUAUGCAUGUACCUCUUGCUCAAAAACAUCGCAUUUUUCAACCAAAUUGCAUUUUACAAAAGCAGUGUAAAGAAAGGAAAUUAUAUCCAAGCGAUUAAGUAUUAAGUGACCAUUUGACUUUAGCGUAACCUGGGUGCACAUCUUUUUAGUGGCAAUUUUUACACUUCCAAAUGAUGCAAAGUUCUUUUUGGCCUUUGCUUAUUUUGGUUCAAGGAUGAAUAUCUGUAAGAAAUAUGCAUUUAAAAUUUAUGAACCCUAAUAAUGUCUGUGCCACAUGUAAGAAUUGUUAACUAUAUGGGUUGGGGGAAAGGUGGAGAAAAGAAUUGGGGUGAGCAAACUGAUAAGUCACAGAAUUCCCAAUCUUACAUGUGGAAGUUUUUAUGUUCUUACUGUCAUUGCUUUAACCUGUAGGGAUUUGAAAUCUGGUUCAAAUUUACUUAUUCUUGGAACAAGUGCAUAGUCUUCAGAUUUGUUUGUACUGGAGUAAAAAUGCUCUGCAGCAUGCACUGAAGACAAAGAUUAUGAUAAUUGAAUUCCACAAAGGUCAGUAUCUCUCCAAAUCAAUAUUUUUGCAAUAACCAUCUUUCUGCCUUUUUCAAGCUUUGUGUUUUACAUGUAUAAUACACUGUUUUGUUGAUGUGAGAACUUUUGAAAUGCAGUUAUUUGUUAAUCAAAUUUAAGUUACCUCAUCUGUACAGUAAUACACCUUUUGCUUUGCUUUUUAAAACAAAUUUUCUUUGUGGUUGACGGGAUAGCAGGAACUGAUUUGUCACUGUAAGCAGUUUCGUUAACCUUCAUUUGUACAUAAAGCUUUCUCAGUACUGUCAGAUGUCAAUUUUAUUUGUAACAAAAUGUAAAUAAAGCCUGUAGACCAUAACCUAAUGUUUUAGAAUAGAGCUGAUAAGAUUUACAAGCAGUUGAGGUUCACAAGCAAUUUGUGAAUUUGCAGAAGUAUUUUAUAUCCUGGUCCGAGAAUGAGAUCUUUGACUUUAGCCUGUGUGUGUGUGUGUGUGUGUGUGUGUGUGUGUGUGUGUGUGUGUAUAUCUGUUAGAUAUAUACUUUUUAUUACCCACUGAAAACCAUCUUCCCCAUGAAUUAUCUGAAGUGGUUUCUUAUUUUGUAGAGACAAAAAUAGGGGGAAAUUGACAACUGCAACAAAUUGACAUCAACAUGUGAGUUCCAUCAGUUGAAAAGCAUAAAUGAAUUACUGUUUUAGAAAUUCAUUUUGUAACGAUGGGUCUCCACCUAAAAGUCAACUUUCCUGAAUUUUAGGACCCUCCAUUUUGGCAUGUUAAUUUGAAAAUCAAGAGAGAAUCAAUUUGAUAUUGCAUUGAGUAGAAUCUGGGCCAGACUUAAAUUCACCAUUAAACAAAAAAACCCAAAGAACUGUAGAUGCUGAAAAUCAGAAACAAAACCGAAAUUGCUGGAAAAGCUUGACAGGUUUGGAGAGAAAGAGGUGUUAAUGGUUUGGCUCCAUUGACCCUUCUUUGUUUUGCUCUAUGUUCUUAAUUUCCCAUUGUUUUGACAAAUUUAGCCAUGUAAUCUGAUAAUCUGGCCAAUGAACAAAAUUGAGAUCAAAGCCCAAAUUAUCUCUUGAUGGCAGUUAAUUAUGUUGAAACAGUUGAUUAGUUGGAGCACUAUCCCAGGAAUCUAAUGGAACAAAGUUAGUGAUUUAAGAAAAAAUAUAUUCUUGAGCAGAAUUGAAGUCUGUGGCACAAUUUAAUCCUGAGUAAUUUCAAUAUGACCUACCAAAUUUAGAUGUUGUUUAGUCUGGACAGGAACAGCGUGCUUUCACCAAAAGCCUGUCACAAUUAACCACCGGCCAAAAAAAUUAUUUUGUAUGUAAGUGUAAACUAUUGUUUCUAUAUUUGAAGGGCAAGUUUGUGGUCUAAUUUAUUGUUUGUUUACAUUAUAUUUAUUUGAAUACUUUGGUACUUUUUUUGUA